CAAGGUAAGGCUAUGGUAUAAAAGAACCUGCCAGUUACACUUGUAGCCUUUCCUGCUGUACUUCGCUAGCAAAAUGAACUUUGUCCUUCUCUUUCUUCUGGCAACAGUUGGCGCAGUGAGUGCCGCCACCAGUGCCCCCUUCCGGAACUUAUGGCAAUUCCAUAACAUGAUCAAAUGCACCAUUCCGAGUAGUGACCCACUGAAGGAUUACAGUAACUAUGGCUGCUACUGUGGCCUUGGCGGCAGCGGGACCCCAAUGGAUGACCUGGACAGGUGCUGCCAGAUUCAUGACAACUGCUAUGGAGACGCCCUUAAACACCGUGACUGUAAAUUCCUCAUGGACAACCCCUACACAAAGACCUACACCUACAGCUGCUCUGGCAGUGCUAUCUCCUGCAGUGAAGAGAACGACACCUGUGCAGCGUUUAUCUGCAACUGUGACCGAAGUGCUGCCAUCUGUUUUGCGGGAGCUUCAUACAAUGAAGAAUACAAGAAACUGGACACCAGCAAACACUGCAAAUGAAAUUCAUCUUGCACCUGUGCACAGAAACAAAACUUUUGCCCAGUUGUUGCGCAGGCUGUUUUCCUGAGCUGGAUCUCACAAACACUUUUGGGCACAACAGAAAGGACGGAGUUAGUGAUAUGAGGAAGUAUGUGUUAAGGUCUCCUUACAGCAAAGGGAUUGCUCUUUAAUAAAAUUAGGCAUCUAAA
This is a messenger RNA of Heteronotia binoei (common prickly gecko), 711 nucleotides long. RefSeq names its product phospholipase A2, minor isoenzyme-like. NCBI's taxonomy places the organism in Eukaryota, Metazoa, Chordata, Lepidosauria, Squamata, Gekkonidae. Gene Ontology annotation, biological process: positive regulation of fibroblast proliferation; fatty acid biosynthetic process; lipid catabolic process. The transcript is spliced from 4 exons. Gene Ontology annotation, molecular function: signaling receptor binding; phospholipid binding; calcium ion binding. The record is from RefSeq and is a predicted model, not a curated record. Bases 74 to 523 code for a protein of 149 amino acids.